AUGGCGAAACCAGAAAAAGUGUGGGAUAUUAUUUGGCAAUACCUAGCUGAUGAUGUUGAGUUCAAUGCUAAAAUAAAUACAAGUAAUCCAGAAGAAAAAUGGGCACUCAUGGAAGUGGAGAAUUUGUUGAAUACUUGGAACAAGUCUCUAAGUGAUUAUCCACCAAUGCCGAUGCCAGUGGGAAGUCAUGAAUACUAUUUCGGUAAUCGGUUGUUGUACGAAGAAUUGGCGUACAACAAAGAAGCUUUAAAGCUAGAACAUGAAUCACUGUUUUCUAAACUAACUGAUGAACAAUUACUCAUAUACAACAAAGUGAUGGUGGAUGUUGAAUCUAAUAAAGGUGGUUUGUUCUUUGUUUAUGGAUAUGGUGGAACUGGCAAGACAUUUUUAUGGAGGACACUGUCGGCUGCUUUAAGGUCAAAGGGAGAAGUUUUUUUGAAUGUAGCAUCAAGCGGUAUAGCCUCACUACUUUUACCGGGUGGAAGGACUGCACACUCAAGGUUUUCUAUCCCCAUUGCAGUGAAUGAAUACUCAACUUGCAACAUUAGCCAAGGUAGUCCACUUGCUGAAUUGAUUAUAAAAGUUAAGUUAAUCAUAUGGGAUGAAUCUCUAAUGAUGCACAAACAUUGUUUUGAAGCAUUAGAUCGGACAAUGAGAGACAUAUUGCGAUUCCCUAAUCCAAAAAGCUUAGAAAUGUCUUUUGGUGGAAAAACAGUUGUACUUGGAGGUGAUUUUAGACAAAUACUACCAGUUAUACCAAAAGGUAGCAGACAAGAUAUAGUACAAGCAAGUAUAAACUCAUCAUACUUGUGGAGUAAUUGCGAAGUACUACGCUUAACAAAGAAUCUGAGGUUGCGUGGUAUUUCAAGUGCAGAAGAAGUUGAAAAGUUAAACAGUUUUGCAAAAUGGAUUGCUGAUCUAUGA
Molecule: messenger RNA, 924 nt
Organism: Ipomoea nil (Japanese morning glory)
Lineage: Eukaryota; Viridiplantae; Streptophyta; Magnoliopsida; Solanales; Convolvulaceae
Product: ATP-dependent DNA helicase PIF2-like
Exons: 2
Coding region: 1-924 (307 amino acids)
Biological process (GO): telomere maintenance; DNA repair
Molecular function (GO): DNA helicase activity
Source: RefSeq, a predicted model, not a curated record